Triticum aestivum (bread wheat) is the source of this 1085-nucleotide messenger RNA. Its product is annotated as dehydration-responsive element-binding protein 1B. Gene Ontology annotation, molecular function: DNA binding; DNA-binding transcription factor activity. The record is from RefSeq and is a predicted model, not a curated record. Gene Ontology annotation, biological process: regulation of DNA-templated transcription. Lineage: Eukaryota; Viridiplantae; Streptophyta; Magnoliopsida; Poales; Poaceae. The transcript is spliced from 2 exons. Bases 96 to 734 code for a protein of 212 amino acids.
CCUCGGUUCCCUUCUUCUCAUCCCAACUCGACCGCUCAAACCAACCUGCAACUCUCAACGCAGCGACUUUCCACUAGUUUUUGACGCUGCAACUGAUGGACACCGCCGCUGCCGGCUCCCCGCGUGAGGGGCACAGGACGGUGUGCUCGGAGCCGCCCAAGAGGCCGGCAGGGCGGACCAAGUUCAGGGAGACGCGCCACCCGCUGUACCGCGGCGUGCGGCGCCGGGGCCGGCUCGGGCAGUGGGUGUGCGAGGUUCGCGUGCGCGGCGCGCAAGGGUACAGGCUCUGGCUCGGCACCUUCACCACUGCCGAGAUGGCGGCGCGCGCGCACGACUCCGCCGUGCUCGCGCUCCUCGACCGCGCCGCCUGCCUCAACUUCGCCGACUCCGCCUGGCGGAUGCUGCCCGUCCUCGCGGCUGGCUCGUCCCGCUUCAGCAGCGCGCGGGAGAUCAAGGACGCCGUCGCCAUCGCCGUCCUGGAGUUCCAGCGGCAGCGCCCCGUCGUGUCAACGUCGGAGAUGCACGACGGCGAAAAGGACGCCCAAGGCUCGCCGACGCCGAGCGAGCUGUCCACGUCCAGCGACUUGUUGGACGAGCACUGGUUUGGCGGCAUGGACGCCGGCUCGUACUACGCGAGCUUGGCGCAGGGGAUGCUCAUGGAGCCGCCGUCCGCCAGAACGUGGAGCGAGGAUGGCGGCGAAUACAGCGCCGUCUACACGCCGCUUUGGAACUAAUUAUCCGACUAAUUAAGCCAUGGAAGGACUGAAUUUGUCUAUCAAGACCAAAGAAAAAUGACCAUAUCUGGUAGUCUCACAGGUGCACUGAAUCUCCAUGGACCGGAAUCAAUCAAAAUAUCUUAUGACAACAUGGAGAAGAAAACGACAAAUGAAAAGGACGUCGCUGUUGAGUGAUACAACUUGAGAUAAUGGUUGUUGGACAGAUUAUAUGCCAAAGCAUACGAUUCCUUCUGCGAGUCUAAAAUAUCUCGACUGUUAGAGUUGUGUUGACUAUGAUGUACAAUGUAGGUUACAGUUGGACUUGUAGUAUUAUUGUGUUUCGAAAGGAUAUGGAGUCGUGUUCUAAUA